Molecule: messenger RNA, 7095 nt
Organism: Bemisia tabaci
Lineage: Eukaryota; Metazoa; Arthropoda; Insecta; Hemiptera; Aleyrodidae
Biological process (GO): cytoskeleton-dependent intracellular transport; cytoplasmic microtubule organization
Cellular component (GO): cytoplasm; centrosome
Molecular function (GO): microtubule binding; dynein light intermediate chain binding
Source: RefSeq, a predicted model, not a curated record
AAACAAACAAGACAUCCAAUGAAGGAAGUUUGCCAAAUAUGUGAGUGACUAAAUCUCUUUAUUUUUCCGUUAUUUCACUCCUAAUUACAUACUUUUCCCCAUUUUCAUUCAGUAUGUAACGUAUUCAUCCUCCAUUUCAAAGUUUUUCCCUUUUCUUGUUACAAUUUGCUUCUGUUUUGAAGUCGCAGAUACCUGCCUGUAAAUGAUACCUUCACUUUUACUUUUUUACCAACGGAUGGAAACAAUUCUGAUCUUAUUCUCUGAAAAUUCUAUUCACAACUGAACCAGGUAGAACUUAGAAGGCAAUUCCCACGCAGCUACCAGCGUACUAUGGCAGAUGAGCCUUUUGAUUUGCCAGUCUUUGCUGAAAAAAAGAAUUUAUGGUUGUCCUGAUGUUUGACUCUUGAGGUUUCUAGAAUUACUUCUGUAGCUUCGUGAAAGUUUUCAGUUACAAUGGCGACACCUGCAGAAAUCGAAGACUUCAUGCAUGGGCCCUUAGUCACGUGGCUACGGUCAUGUCUGGAAAACCCAGAAAAGUUGCAUGAUUAUGAAGAUCUUGUGGAUGGACCAUUAGUUCAUGAAGUUUAUCUUCUUAUAGAUCCAGAACCCCUGUAUCACGGAGUUGUGCCAAGUGUGAGGAAUGUUGCACAGAGGAUAAAGAACAUGAGUUUUAUUGUCAAGAACAUCAAAGCGCUGUACAAGGAGGAGUUUGGUCAGAUAGUUGUUGCUCUCCCUGAUGUGAUUCGACUAGGGCGUGAACCAGAGAGUAAAGGGGGGCUGGAGGACAUGCAGCUUCUUCUUCUUCUUCUAAUUGGUUGUGCUGUCCAGGGUCCAAACAAAGAAAAAUUCAUUGAAGCAAUACAAACAAUGCCUCCUGACACUCAGAUGGGUCUUGUUGCAUGUAUUUCUAAAGUCACUGAAACCCAAGAAAUAGUAAUAUCCGACGAGGAGGUCCUGAAAUCUGAAGGUCUUUUAAUUUCCCAUAUUAAGAAGCUUGCCGAUGAUAGAGACAGGUAUCUAACACUCUGGUCGGAGCAUGACGAAUCAAGGCAUUCAUCCUCGUUAGCUGCCAACUCAUCCAUGAGCAACGCUCUUGAUUUGGCAGAGUGUAAAGCCCUCAUGCGGAAGCAGCGACUAGAGCUUGAUGAGAAAACAGAAAAAAUGCUUGAACUCAAGGCGGAUCUUGAAAAACAUACUGCCACUAUUGCCAAACUUAAAGCUAGGGAACGAGAAUUGACGCAGCAGGCAAGGGAGCUGAAAGCUUAUCGCGAUGAAGUGGAUGCAUUACGAGAAAAAGCAGAAAAAUGUAAUAGACUAGAAAAUGAUGUGACCAAUUACAGAGACAAACUCAUCGAUUUACAAUACUUGAAAGACAGAGUAGAAGGCACGCUUAAAGAAAAUAGAAUUUUAGAGGAAAAAAUCGAGCUUCUAGAAGAUCAAUUAGAUAAAGCGCGAAAAAAAUGUGAUAAAACGCUGGAGUUAGAAAGGACAAACAUUAAAAUGCAUCAAAAAAUCAAUGAACUAGAUUUGGAAUUAGAAGCGCAGGCGGAAAAGAUUCAUCAACUCCAAGACGAGAACGUGCAGUUAACUCUUCUCUACAAAUCAAACUUAAUUAAUAGUUCCUCUAGUAAUAAUAUGGACGAUAGUGAUAUUUUUCCAGGUACUUUAGACAACAGCUUAUCAGAGCAGUUGACAAACACCGCUCAGACAAGAGCACUUGAGCUAGAUCUGGAAAAUAGGAGACUUCUCACUGAGAUCGAAUCCCUGCAAGAAUCUUUGAGAGGUCAAACCAAUGAAAAAAUCCUAGAAUUAGAGAAAGAGAAGAAAAGAUUAUCUCUUCAGGUUGACAGUUUGGAAUCAUCAAAGAAAAAACUAGCGCAGACCAAUUCUGAGUACGAAAAAAGUUUAAACGAAUACAAACUUGAAAUUAAAAAAACACACGAAUCAAAAGAAUUACUUCGAAACCAACUGCUUGCUCGCAGCAAGGAAAUAGAUGACCUGAACAAUGAGAGGCAAAAAUUAGAACGAAAAAUUGAAGAGCUGGAACAGAGCUUAGAGUUGGUACGACAACAAGCUGACAGUAUUACUGAGGUGCAAGAAUUGAAACACAAGAUCUCAUCCUUGGAAAAGAACGUUCUCAAGCUGCGAGAAACGAAUGAGGAACAGGCUGUGGAAAUGGACAAACUAAUUUCAGAAGCAGAAGUGAAUUUACGGGAGAAAACCCAAUUUAAGAAACAAGUAGAGGAACUUCAACAACAGCUUACAAGGUUACAUGAAGUAGAGCAAGAGUACAGAGAACUGAAAAGCAAGUACAACAUUGAUAAGCAAACUCUAGCAACCCUACAACAAGACCUUGUGAAUGAGAAGAUGGAUCGGCAGCGAAUGGCUGAGAACACCGUAGAUUCAAACGUAACAAAUUUGAGCAACGCAAAAUUAGAAGUCAGUAUCAAGACAUUACAAACGCAGAUUACAUCUUUGAAGGCAGAACAUCUUGCUUUGCAGUUAGCCAAUUCACAGCUUGCAGCAGAAAAGGAAGAGAUAAGUAAGGAAUGCGAAAGAUUGAAGGAAAACCAUGAAAGGCUGUCGAAAGAUCAGCUUAGUUUGCAAAAGCUUCACGAACAGUUAACAGCAGACAAUGACGAGCUUUUAGAAGCACUCCAAACUGCGAAGAAUUCUAUCAACGAUUAUAGAACAGAUAACAGGAAUCUCGAAGAUGAAGUCGCAGCACUUAAGUGUACGCAGCAAAUACUCCAAGCAGAAAAGGAAACACUGGGCCUAGAAUCAAAAUCACUCACUAAUUUAAGACACGAGCACUCGAAUUUGAAAGAAGACUUCAGACAUCUGUAUGCAAUCAACGAAAAGACGAAGGCAGACUAUCAAAGGCUACAGGAUAAGUUAACGCUUUAUACAGCAGAUAAUGGAAAAUUAAGAUUGUCCUUGACUGAGUUGGAGGGGCAGGUAGCAAGUUUCAAAGACAUAAUAACAUCUUUGGAGGUGGAGAAAACCAAGCUGAAAAACAAAUGUGAAGUGCUGAUACAAAGUAACGAGGGUCUCGAGGUAGACAAGAGGACUCUGAUGGAGCACGUUUCUCUGAUUCUAGGCCAGUAUAAUGACUUGUUGAACCAUUCGUUAGAGGACAAGGAACAUCAUCAUUCAGAGGAGAAGCAGUACGCAGACAAAGUCAAUAACCUGCGGAGGCAAAAGGAGAAAUUAGAAGAAAAGAUUAUGGAAAAUUAUAGGCAGAUGAAUAGUGUCUCUAGUAACAAAAAUAGGAAAAGUUUUACCGGCUUAGUUCGAAGCAUUAGAAAAGUUGGCUCCGACUUAAUUAACAAGAGUCGGAAGUCUGCACAUGAUGAUGGUGCUAAGCGAGGGACAGACUCAGAUACAAGCCUGGAAGAUGUCCGUUCACGGCAAGGAGAUACCCUUAGUUGCCUCGGCACGCCCGGUACGCGGCGAGCUGUUUAUUACUCAGCUGAUGAGAACAACUCAGGCUCAAAUGAGCCAGAUGAUAGCACAAAACCUAGUAAAAAUGAGAAUGAUAAUCAAAGAACAGAUACACCUCAACAAGAUCAAGGUUUGUUUGUGUACAAUCACGUCUCUGUAAUUAACCAGUCUCCAUCGCACAGUCCGAAUUUAUCGCAGCAGAAUUCGAAAAAGUCAUCUCCGGCGGAAGAUAAAAACUCGCCCCUGUGGUAUGAAUACGGAUGCGUGUAAACCCCUCUUAAUCAAAGUUAACAGCCAAAAAUUUUGUAUCAUUUAAUUUGCCUUGUUCUUUACUUUAAGAUGAUAAAUGAGGCACUUUGAAGCAAAUGGUCACUUGCAGAAGCAUUUAUCAUUCCUCGUGAUCAAUUGAAAAUUAAGUAUCUCUGAUUCCAGCGUUGUUUGUGAAUUUGGUGCUGUUUCAAAUACGUUUGAACUGACAGUUUUAAUUUUUUCCUCCCUGAAGUUUUCGUCUCCCCACUGUUAGCUUUUUAAGAUUUUUCCCUGUCGAUCUCUUGUCCUGUUAAGUAAGUAAAUAGCACAUUUGUUUCCGUCUGUUUUUCAGUGCCUCAUUUAUCAUCGAUUUCCUGAUCCAGCGGAAUACCUGAUAUUUGAAGCACCUGAAACUUAAUUAGUUUUCUAAUCGUGGGACAAAAGUUAGUGACAGCAACUAGGUAAAAUAAUCUGGAAUAGAUGUUGAUACUUCAUUUCAACUUACCAGUGAAGGAAGGUCAUUCUCCCUGUAUCUUUUCCUUAUGAAACUGCAAGAAUGAAUUGCUUGAACACAAAAAAAAAAACUGUUGUUCCUGUUUUGAUACUGCAUGCCAAUACCGUUCUACUUACCUUAUUUAUUACUUCGGAAGGUUGCAAAAUUGUUAUGCAAAUCGUCGAAAUUUGACAUCGAAAAAUUGGUAGUUCCAGUAUUAGGUAUUCUGCUGUGAUCUCUCUUGUUUGGUUGACGAAAAUUCCUUCCUGCAUUUUCUCUUUGUAUGCCUUUUUUUACCAUGUUUAUUUAUCCCUGUGAAGUUCAUUGACUUUUUACCCUUUUUUACAUGUGCACUUAUGUAUAUACGAGCAUUUACCUCACGUUGUUUCAAUCAAUGCCUGAAUUCACUCCCUUAUUUUAGUGUUUUUAUACUUGUCCCAUACCUAAUAAAUGCUCCCCAAUACCGCAACAGUACUUUUUCAAAAUAACUUGUUUAAAAUUAGAUGCCUUUUUUUUCGAAGUAUCAUUUUUUCUAUUUUAAUAUUUAUUUACCUAGGCGUGUUGCGUUGUUAUCGUCAAAAGUUUAGAGCUUAGUUUCGAUUAGUCUUUAGUGAUUGCCUAUUGAUGAGCUUCUGUCUUUUUGAUUCCUACUGUGACUUUUUUAUUUUUAAAAAGUGCAGGUUUCUCCUAGAUAUUUUUAAUUAUACUUAAUCUUCAGUGUUACUUCACUGAAACUAGACUUUAUUUAAGUCCUAACAAAGACUUGGAAGACAAACGCUUGGUCUCUAUCUCCCGGUGUUCGGUUAGUGCAGUUAAGGUUUUACAUAAUGAGCACUGCUCACUUCCCCUUUUCGUGUUUCUUAGCUUCCUUCACUUUUCCUUCAUUAACUUUAUCGUUAACUAAUUUUUUCUCUGAGAAUCCUCAAGUAUUGAAUCAACGAAUUUAUGUAUUCCUUUUUAAAUUGGUACUUAACGCACAACUCACUCUUUCAUUGUUUAUUUUUUCAAGAAUCAUGUUAUGAACUUUUUACUCUAAGUUUUUUUGUCGUAUGCUUCUCCAAGAUUUGAGGUUUUAAAAUUAGAUUUUAAGGUCAGGGGUUUCCUCAUGUCUUACCACUUUUGGUUUGACUUCCGUUACAAGAUGAAUAACUGAUUGAAAUUUUUUAUACUUUGCUGUAUUGUGCCUGUAAAUUAUUUUUUAAGAUCUGCUUUAAAUUUGCUUUAAGAACGUUUAGUACCAUUUAGCCCUCUCAAUAGGGCAAUACCCCGGUAAUUUACAAUAACUGGCUACAACUGCUGCUGCGUUAUUCUGCUCUAUAGUCUUGUCAUCAUCAGAGGGAGCUGAUAUUGGACCGGUAGGGAGUAAUUAAUGGUGCUCUGAAUAUUUUGCUAAACUACCGCUCUAAUUGUUGAGGUUUUAAACCAGAGAUUAGUAACUGCACCGUCAUUGUGUGAAUGGUUUAAGUAAACCAGGUUAAACAAGCAUUCCCUCUCAUACAAAAAAAUAACUGGAAACGUGGCCCACAAAUUUUAGUUAAAAUUAAAAUGCUGAAAACUUCACUCAUGUAUACGUCAAAUUUUAAAAGCGGAUGUGUUUCAUCUAUACAGGAAGAACAUCAUUAGGUAAUGAUCAUGCCACGGCUGAUGAUUUCCGUUCUGCGUUGGAAGAAAUGCGUUUGAUUGUAUUUGACGAAGAUGUGAAUGAAAUAAUUAGCAUCUUAAUUUUAUAGUCCUUCUAUGUUUUUAAACCUCCAAAAGUAAACGUUUCAUUCAACACAAAGCUUAGAAAUUCACAUCUGAGCCAAGAGCUAAUGUUUACAACCAACACUAAGAAAACGCAGAAUGUGAGGAACUGAUUGAAUUUGUCUGUCUCAAUGGGUACAACUCGUAAGCCCCUGUAUUUAAAUUUCUUUUCCUCUUAAAUUUUUGGUCUAAAAACUAAACUCUGAAGAUGCUAAAACUGUUCGGUGCUUAAUGCUAAAAAUACUCUUGUUAAUAAAUCACAGAUUAUUGAAUCCAGACCGUAAAUACAGUCUAUGUUAUUACUUUUUUUGGAUGUUAUGUGGUACCCUUUCUUGAGUGGAACGUAUUCAUAGUCUCGUAGAUUCUGAAAUUUUUAUGUUAUCUUUUGAAUAUUAAUGAAGAUGCAUCUAAUGUAAAAAGGUCAAAACAUUGUCGAUUUCUUUUGACUGUGUUAAAAAACACGAAUGGCUUUCAUAAUAUCAUUUCUUUCAGACUGGCACGAUUGAUAGGUGCAUUUGGUGUGUUUUUUUCGGAAAAGAAAGUAUUUUAAGAACCUUUUUAAAAUUGGAUUUCAAAAUCAUUUAGAAAUAACAUAUUUCUUGUUCCUAAAUUUUCUGUUUCUCUUUAAGAAUGUUUUGAAAUGACUGUAAUACUAAAUAUGCCAAAUGUAAGUGUUUUUUGCAGUUUUUCAUUUUCUUUUCAGUAUCAAUGACCAUUCUUUAUAGUAUUCCAAAAAUUGUUUCCUGGUCUCCAAAGCAACUGCGAUUUUGUAAGUUUUACGUUUUUUAUUAGUUUCAAUAGUCAAAUCUUUCUUUUUUGUGUACUUCCAGUGAAGAAAUCUCUUGUCAAUAACAAUCAAUAGGUAUUGCUCACAUUGAAGUAUCAUUCAUCAGCUUUUUUUAAAGAUAAUUAAGAAGAUAACAUGUUAUCGCAAAUGUUGUUUCCGUCAACUUGUGAACUCUCUUCUUAGUUUUUCCAAGAAAAUUCAACCAUUAUAUAGAAUUCUUUCUUAGUUAACAACUGGAUUUUUCAUUCCUUACGCUUUUUUUUCUUGCAUAAUGUCACAAAACAGAUGUACAAAUAAUAACUUUGGUGACAUGAGAAAUGUUACUUGUAAUUUUUACAAAUAAACUCUUUCAAAAAUAAUAAAACAAAUUCAAAACAUA